Molecule: messenger RNA, 2308 nt
Organism: Drosophila melanogaster (fruit fly)
Lineage: Eukaryota; Metazoa; Arthropoda; Insecta; Diptera; Drosophilidae
Gene: Idua
Product: alpha-L-iduronidase
Exons: 4
Coding region: 113-2023 (636 amino acids)
Biological process (GO): carbohydrate metabolic process
Cellular component (GO): lysosome
Molecular function (GO): hydrolase activity, hydrolyzing O-glycosyl compounds; L-iduronidase activity
Source: RefSeq, marked reviewed
AGGGAAGGUGAGAGAGCCACUCUUAUCAGCAGCGGCAUCGACAAAUCGAAGACAAAACAAAACCCGUCAUUAAUCCCGCAGAGAAAGUCGAGCGAAUCGCUCAUCGCACGGAAUGCUGUCGCUACUCCUGGUUCUGACGACGCUUGCCAGGAUCCACGCCCACUACACGAGCGGAGAUGUGGUCUAUCACACAAUGCCGCACUUUUGGACGGGCGUGGGCUUCUGUCCCGCCGGACGCAUUGAUCACGAGGGGAUUAGCGCCGCCCUGGGCGAUCCAGCCCUUCGACUUAAUCUUCGCCUGAUUGCAGCAUUGCCCGUGGGCGCGGUGACCCACAUUCGCAUCCACUGGCUGCUGGAGCUGAUACAAUUCUGGCAGUACGACCCCAGCGGAAUACCGAUUUAUGAUUUUUCCAAGUUCGAUGACUUCAUUGAUUUCCUACACGAGGAACUGCGCUUGUCCCCCGUUCUGGAGUGGAUGGGCAAUCUGGGUGGGGUUUUUUCGGAAAACCCCAUGCAGCAAUCCUUCUACUGGGAGCACUUGGUUAAGACCACGAUUAACCACCAGAUAGCACGACACGGUUCCUCCAGAUUGGUCAACUGGCGCUAUGAGACAUGGAAUGAACCGGACCUUCGUGGGUAUAACAAGCAAAACUUUACGGCACACACCUUUCUGGAUUACGUUCAAGCUGUGCGGCGGGGUUUGAGUAAAGCUGGAAACCUGGACAACCAGGACGGAAAGGUUCCACUGCCCAUGUAUCGCUCCCUGCGCGGCCCUGCAGGACUCUUUAAGGACUCGAAUCAUCCGCUCUGCUGGAAUCUAUUGGAGCUAUGCAGUCAAAGAGUGGUUUACUGUCCCAUCGACAUACUGACUUUCCACCGAAAGGGAAUCGAAGGCACUGCCACGGAAAUCGUAAAUGGUUCGCUUUCCUUGAUGGCCAAAAUCUAUGAGGAGUAUCCCAAUCUCAAGCAGCUGCCGGUGGCCAAUGAUGAAGCCGAUCCUGUGGCCGGUUGGAGCACCUCCCGGGAUUUUCAGGCGGAUGUGCGGUAUGGAAUCACACUGAUAUCUACGGUAAUGCAGUUCUGGCAUGCCAAGCUGGCCGGUGGUCCACUGAGUCGCUUGGAGUCGAUUAGUCAUGACAACGCCUUCCUGAGCUACCAUCCCCACGAGUUCACACAGCGCACCCUUCUAGCCCACUUCAGGAUGAACGAAACCAAACCACCGCACUCGCAGCUCGUUCAGAAACCCGUAUACGCUGCUCUGGGAAUGCUGGCGAAGCUGGGCACCCGGGCUGCGGACGUGGAAAUGGUUAAUAUGGAUACUAAACAUAGCGUCCAGGUCCUGCGUACAGUAUCCGGUGGAUUAGGCGGUCCUGGUCAGUAUAUGGCCACAAUAUUUCUGAGUCCCGAGGAGGCGGGUCCAAAGAUGACAGCCUUUCAUCACAAGUACACGCUAAACAUGUCGAUAGCGAAUGAGUCGGCCUUCGUCACCGAGCUCCUGGUGCCAAAGGAAACGGAUCCGUACUACAUAUGGCAGCAAGCUGGAAGUCCGGCUUAUCCCAACGCCACUCUAAGGGAAGCGAUGCGAAGAGCCCAAGCACCUAGACUCUACAAGACGGGACCCAUCUGGCAGUACAACAGCGAGCUAGUUAUCAACUCCGCCAGCAUCCCACUGCCCUGGGCGAUGCUGCUCCGGGUGUGUUCCGCAUCUUGGCCCAAACUGCGACGACCGCAGCAACUUUCCAUCGCAGAGGUGACUCAGCGUGAGGUGUUCAUUAGCUGGAUGGAACACCCCAAAUCCACGCAGUGCCUUCUCAGCUACGAGGUGUGGUUUAAGGAACGCGAUAAUCUGGGUCGCUCCGCCGACUGGAUGCUCAUCUCACAGGGCUGGCAUCUGCCAUAUCCGUCGUUUCAGUAUGCGCCCGGCGAUAAGGGAUCCGUCAAUGGUUUCUAUAAAGUUCGCGGUGUGGAUGUGUUUAAUGAAACCAGUCCCUACUCACAAAUAGUCGAAUAUCUGGAGUUGUAGUUCAACAAACAGUUUAUAAAUCAAAAGAAAAUAUUUAUGCAAUGUGAAAGCUAACAUAAUCAGGUUUCGGCUAGGCGCUAGUGGACCGAUCCUACUCUCAAUCUGUCUCUCUUGGAAUGGACUGACUUCACCGGCACAAUCUUCUGGACUUGCGCCUUCGCCUUAACGCCGGCAAUAUCAUAUAUACAUAUAUUAUUUAUAUAUAAAGAUAUUUAUAGUACAUUAUAUGUGUUGUGUUCGUAAUAUAUAAAUGCCUUCUUCCUGCGAAGGAAUCGGCAAAAGCGU